GUUAACGUUCGGUGGUCCGCUUUUUGUGCACGUUGCUGUAGAAGGAAACAGAGGGAGAGAGCGACAAACAUCGUAGAUAUAGGAACACAUCGAAAGCCGAGCGCGGGCGCACUCGUGACAUCAGUCGUUCGCAGUCUACGCGAGUGGCACAGCGGUGUGCGGUGGCGUCGCGACGCCGGCGCAGUUCCGUCAAUCGAUUCCACGUUUUGCUAGCCGUGUACCCUCGGUUGGUGGCUAGGUAGCGGGUUGGAUAGAGACGAACGCAGCCAGAAAGAAGAAAACGGAUAUGUCCGACGAGGAAGGAGCGCGAGGGUGAACCGGCUGCGAGAAAGAGACGGAAGAGAGAGAGCGAGGGAGAGACCGGGAGUCAGAGAGACGCGAAGGGAGAGUCAGACGAGGUAUUGGUGCGCGUGUCUUUUGGCGACAACGCGUACAACCGAACGUGUGUGCAGGAUCUGAAAGAGGUGACAGAUUACGGGGAAGGUUUGUUCGAGCCGAAAAAACUGCCCGGUACUUUCGGCUCCGUGCCUCCCUCGGUUAAAAAUAUUCACGCACAGCGGUGCAGGAUGACGGCGUUGCGGAUUUAGAAGAGACAAACGUAACCUUCUCGCAAGCUGGACGCCGGGAUCGAUCGUAAUACAGUCUUCUUAACAGCCGGCUGACACUGGCCCGAAGACAUGGAUUACCGGUCUGUUGGCACCAGGUGCGAGGAUGAUUCCCUGGAGAACGAGAAAGGAAUCGGUGUUGCGAACGAGCAUAAGGGUGCAUCGAAGCGUGGCGGCUCGCACACGCGCGGCACUGCAAUGUCCUUUGGUUUUCGACGAAGACCGGCCUCCGGGAUACCAAUGCCGAUAACGAACUAUGCUACCGAGACGAGUCUACUGCAUCCACGAUCGAAAUCCGCUGGUCCAGACCAGAACCGUAGGCGCGACGAUGACAGCGUCAACAUGAUCCACAAUUCGUCCUCAGGCCGAUCGACACCGCGACUAGCACCACCGAAGAAGGAAUCCAGCGGGAUUGCCGUCAGGACGAAUCGAUUCGGUUACCGACAGUCGCAGGCGAAAUUCACCAAUAAAGUUAGCGAUAUCUGCACCAGUCAUAGUGUAAGUCACUACAAUCAAGAGAAGAUGCAGCAGCAGCAACAGCAACAAGACGCUUUCGUGAAGCAACCGCACAGGGUGGUCCAAGUCUCUAAUGUGGCGCCACCGUCGAAGAUGAAAUCGUCACCUGUACACAACACAACGUCCUACAACAAUACCAAUACCAUGCAUGUGGAUGGAAAUCGUAGAGUAUCGGGCAUUCCAGAGCCAAUCGGCAGGUACACUCUGCACACCAGACAUCUGCCUCUACCUCAGUACGCUGUAAGAAUGACCGAUGCGAACUCGAAGAUAGCAAAAACCGCGGCUAAUCAAAGUAGAAAGGUUUCCGCUGCGUCGAAGAGCUCCACGAGCUCGAAGGAAGGCUCCAGUACGGAGGAUUCUGGCGUCGGAAGUCAACAGGGUUGCCCGGGUGAGGGUGAUCUGAGGGGCGUGGAUUAUACGGAUGGAUCGUUAACAAGAAGGCGCGGUAUGGGUAAACCUAGGAAUUUAAGGAUGGUCGUAAAUGGUAAGAGUUUCGAUGUCAGGGAUGUCAGAGAUGAUGAUAGCACGGUUACCGAAAUAUCCGUUAUACCUUUGCCAAAAACGUUCAACACUGCUAACACUGGCUUGGUACGAGAGAGAGCUACCCAAUACCAGAGGAUCGUUAAUAAGGACAAUAGGUAUACCGAAUCUACGACGUCUAUGUCUACCACUUCCUCCGAGGGUUACGAUGAAGGAUUAGGCGAAGAGAAGGUUUACAAAGACAGAUCACAUUCCGAAAAGAUUCCUUCUAUUAAGUCAGACUUCAGUCCACCGAGUUCCGACGAUCCCGAGUAUGGUCAUGGAGAAGCUAUGGCCGACGAAUAUUCCUUGAGCUCUAGCGACGAGUGUCAACGCUCUAGCUCUGUCCAGCAUUUGCAAUCGAACGUGGCUAAGUCUGCAACAGUCCAAAAACCUCCUCUGCGUUCUGUGCUCCUCACUAUCGAAGAUCCUGCAUUCGCCGCUGCUGCGGCCACUUCGACUACUCUAAUAGACGAUGAAACCUCACCGGUUGACAGCCUUUUCGACAGCCUUACAGCCAGUAUUACUCAGUCGGAUACGAAAGUUCCGAAAAAGGAAAAUACGAUGGAGCAAUCUGGGAACACUAUUGAAGACGAUAGUCCUGGAACGCCAACGAACGCCUCGAAUUCGUUAAGUUUAUCAGAGGGCCGAGAAUAUUUCGACGACGAGAUCGCUGACCAGCCUGGGCUUGUUUUUGAUGAUAAUUCGAGGGCUGGUGCUGAGACACAAUCUGCUGUGACUAGUCAAAUCGUCACUGAGAACAGUCAUACUUUGGUGGAAUCCAGUCCGAAAACAGACAGGGGACCUGGAAAGAACGCAACUAACAGCCCUCACCAUGGCAAACGAAUUAGCCGAGCUGGCAGUGUCGACACUUUAUCUCCUUGUGAAUCUAUUGCUUCUGAUGACUUGAUAUUAGAUUAUGAACACAGCGAUGCGAGCUCGUACGAAGAAAAUCAACAUCGAGCGGAGACUUGUACGGCAUUGCAAGAUAUGGAUAACGCUACCAUUCUCUCCGAAUUGGAAGCCCAAGGUGAAGAAGUAAUGAGGCAAUGGACUUCUUUGUUGAGUACAUGCCAAACGUUGCAAGAAACUAAUAACUCCAACACAAUUAAUAACAACGUGAACAGUGGAUCGGCCAAUAAUAAUAAUCAACCAGCCAACGAAAUAGGAAGCGAUUGUGAUAAAACGACAAAGGUAUGGCGCAGUAGAUCUGUGACUGAUUCACCACGUUCCAUAGAUGGCACACGUAAUCGACAAUUUUCCAGCCCUUUAAGAAUAUCGAGAAAUAUCCAAUCACCGAGUCUCGACUCUGGAGAUGAAGGCAGCCUCCGAGUUGAUCGGGAUACCUAUCAACACAUGUUUCAAGACAUUGUUUCCAUAAAAACGAUGCUCCUGAAACUGAAACGGGUACUUCAGGAGUCAGAAGAGAACGGUUUGACGAGGGCAGAAACUCUCAACCCAUUCGACACUUCCAUAAAGAAUGGUCUCUUCUACAACCUGAACGAAAAUGGUACUACGGAUGUUAGUACAUCUCCUGGUAGUGGUGGUAGUAGUAUCGCCGAUGAACUGGCUGAUUUACGUAGACAGGUUGUCUUUUUACAAGGCCAAGUAGAAGAUAGAGAUAGAAGUAUACAAGUACUGCAGUUCCAACUGUCGAAACUUCAAGGACCUAACGGCGAUGGCCAAACAUGUGCUUUAACCAAUAACCAUAAUUUUUCAUCCCCCAAUACUUGCAAUGCUGCUACGCAGACAGAGAAGACACGCCCAGUGUCGGCAGGACCAUCACUCCUGCAAACACUCCCACAGGAAGAUGUUAUGGGGCCUCUAGUUAGAUGGAGUGACUCAUGGGAUCCACAUCGUCCUCCAUUGCUCGGAGAGCUUAAUGGUAACAGAAGCCCUCGUAAGUCAACCGAUCGUGUAUCGCGUACAAUAAAACCUCGUCAAGAGGAAACCUCGUAUCGUCAAAAUGGGCAUACAGAUAAAUUGUCAGCAGAUAGCCCUUCGAGCAAAAGAACCGUCAAAUUAAAGGACUUGAAAUCCACUGAAUCAAACGAUAAGGAGCAACAUGAGAUAAAAAAGGAAGAGAAUCCCAUGAAAUCGUGUAUUCCAAUGGCUAGAAAACUUGCGACAACUCAGAUACCACGGUCAGCAAAGGCCGUAACCUCAACAGGCCGACCGCACAAUACGUAAUUAAUUUACAUUACGAGAUUUGAUUAAAUUUUAAUUCAAGUUCGUAUUAUUGC
Molecule: messenger RNA, 3883 nt
Organism: Eufriesea mexicana
Lineage: Eukaryota; Metazoa; Arthropoda; Insecta; Hymenoptera; Apidae
Product: putative mediator of RNA polymerase II transcription subunit 26
Exons: 12
Coding region: 678-3830 (1050 amino acids)
Source: RefSeq, a predicted model, not a curated record